Molecule: messenger RNA, 264 nt
Organism: Caenorhabditis remanei
Lineage: Eukaryota; Metazoa; Nematoda; Chromadorea; Rhabditida; Rhabditidae
Exons: 1
Coding region: 1-264 (87 amino acids)
Biological process (GO): stress response to metal ion
Source: RefSeq, a predicted model, not a curated record
AUGUCGUACUACGGAAACGGAUACGGUGCCCCACCACCAAUGCACGGAGGAUAUGGCGCUCCACCAGUCCACGGAGCCCCAGGAUACAUGCCACCAACCACUGUCCACGUUCACACCGAUGGAGGACAUCAUGGAGGACACAUGGAUACUCAUCAUCACGGACAUCAUGAAAGUCAUCACCACGGAGGACAUCACGGGGGUGGUCAUCACUACGAGAGCCACUACGAGAGCCAUCACCAUGGAGGACACCAUGGACACCAUUAA